AUGGUGUGCGUGCCGGCCGACCGAGCAGCUUGCCUGCUGCUCAGUACUCCGCCAGACUGUGUGCCGCUCAUCACUCCGCUCAGCAUCCCGCUCAUCACCCCGCCAGGCUGUGUGCCGCUCAUCACUCCGCUUAUCAUCCCGCUCAUCACCCCGCCAGGCUGUGUGCCGCUCAUCACUCCGGCCAUCGCCCCGCCAGGCUGUGUGCCGUUCAUCACCGUGCUCAUCACCCCGCUCAUCACGCCGCCAGGCUGUGUGCCGCUCAUCACUCCGCUCAUCAUCCCGCCCAUCACCCCGUCAGGCUGUGAACCGCUGAUCACCCUGCUCAUCACCCCGCUCAUCACCCCGCUCAUCACGCCGCCAGGCUUGUGUGCCGUUCAUCACCCGCUCAUCAGCCCGCUCAUCACCCCGCUCAUCACGCCGCCAGGCUGUGUGCCGUUCAUCACCCGCUCAUUAGCCCGCCCCACCGGGCCGCUCGGCGGGCGGCUCCAUGCCAGUAUGGUCCGGCGGUGA
Molecule: messenger RNA, 510 nt
Organism: Pollicipes pollicipes
Lineage: Eukaryota; Metazoa; Arthropoda; Thecostraca; Pollicipedomorpha; Pollicipedidae
Product: proline-rich extensin-like protein EPR1
Exons: 1
Coding region: 1-510 (169 amino acids)
Source: RefSeq, a predicted model, not a curated record